AUGAUUUACAAGACGCUUUUACCUCCUGAUGUCUCCUACACUCCACUCGUUGUGUUCAGUGAUAUCAAGGGCACAGGGGUUCUGAACGCCUCCAUCUUAAUGGUCCUGGUGUUGGUUAACGCCGGUGGCUACGGAGGCUACGGCGGCGGUUCGGGUACAACUCACCACUACGACAACCAGAGAGCAGGUGGCUAUGGAGGUGGCUACGGCGGCGGCUACGGCGGCGGAUACGGUGGUGGCUAUGGCGGGGGCUACGGAGGCGGCUACGGACUUGGAGGAUUCGGAUACGGUGGAGGCUACGGCGGCGGAUAUGGAAGAGGUUUCAAGUACGGCGUGUCGGUGUCCCAUGGUGGAUACGGUGGCUAUCACGGAUAG
This is a messenger RNA of Ixodes scapularis (black-legged tick), 375 nucleotides long. Its product is annotated as glycine-rich protein 3-like. The coding region runs from base 1 to 375 and encodes 124 amino acids. The record is from RefSeq and is a predicted model, not a curated record. Lineage: Eukaryota; Metazoa; Arthropoda; Arachnida; Ixodida; Ixodidae. The transcript is spliced from 2 exons.